Molecule: messenger RNA, 7266 nt
Organism: Amphiprion ocellaris (clown anemonefish)
Lineage: Eukaryota; Metazoa; Chordata; Actinopteri; Pomacentridae
Gene: gabbr2
Product: gamma-aminobutyric acid (GABA) B receptor, 2
Exons: 19
Coding region: 746-3559 (937 amino acids)
Biological process (GO): gamma-aminobutyric acid signaling pathway; G protein-coupled receptor signaling pathway
Cellular component (GO): membrane; G protein-coupled receptor heterodimeric complex
Molecular function (GO): G protein-coupled GABA receptor activity
Source: RefSeq, a predicted model, not a curated record
UGCUCCCUCUUGCGCGCACGGCGAGCAGCAGCAGCAGCAGCAUCGGCUUCAGCGCUUCUCUGACGCACCGUCGGAGAUGAGCAUCACAGUCCCACAGGCUGUCAAGGCAGACUCUCCCGACAUCUCUCCCCCGGACCUCUGCGGUUCCAGCAUCAGCUAUAUUUGUUUUUAGUCUGUGUCCCCAUUCGUUCUCUCGAAAUCUGUGCCGGACUGAGCGCUGCGUUUUGGCAGGGAUGCCCACAGUUGGCAUCUCUUGGCUGGGAAUUUACUUCGAAGGUGAUUUUAUAUCCGCAAGAACUGUCAUCAAGAGUGAUUGACUUCACACCUACGGGCUUGUGCUCCUUGCUUGUUUUUCUUCCGAACCUUACUGUGCUAAAGAUAAAUGGUUCAACUGAAAGGUGAAGAGCGGGUGUUGAAUUAGAGGGCUGUUUUGACAGGAGAUCGUUUGGAUGACGGACACCGAGAGGCGAUAGCUCUCCCUCUGCAACGCGAAUCCCUGCGCCCUUGGAAUAUUCUCACAGAGGCACCGUUAUUGAGCAGAAAUAUUGUUUCAGUUUGCGAUCCGUCUACGACCAGUUUGCCCACUGCAGGGGCUGCUUCUGCUGCGGCUCUCGCGUCUGUUCUGUUUUGAGAUACGAUUUCCUUGACAGGGCGGGCGUCUGAGCAUCCCGGACGAGCCCAGAUCGGCGAUGCCCGAGCAGUGAGGGCACGGUGGGGAUUUCAUUUGGUCACCCUGCGCGGUAGCAUGGCUCCAGCCCGGAGGGACUGCAGCGGCUGGGAGAUGUUCCUCCCGACGGGAUGCAUGCUCCUCUCUGUUUUGCUAUUUCACCCUGCUCUGGCCAAGGUGUGCAACGACCGCACCAAGCACGGACAGGACAACAGCUGGUUCGCCAGGGACGGGGAAAACUUGCCCAUCAUGGUUCUUAUGCCCAUGAACGAGUCGGCCCUGAUGAGCAGCAUCAGCCAAGGCAUCGAGCCGGCGGUCCAGCUGGCCAUCCAGCACAUACGGGAGUCCAGGAAGUACUCGUUCUCACUCAUCACCAAAAUCUACGACACCGAGUGUGACAACGCCAAGGGGCUGAGGGCCUUUUUUGAUGCCAUAUGCUACGGUCCCAAACACCUGAUGAUCUUCGGUGGUGUUUGCCCAUCUGUGACCUCCAUCAUUGCAGAAUCCUUGGAGGGAUGGAAUCUGGUGCAGCUGUCCUUUGCAGCAACAACCCCGGUACUGGCAGACAAGAAAAAGUACCCGAAUUUCUUCCGCACCGUCCCGUCGGACAACGCUGUGAAUCCAGCAGUGGUGAAGUUUCUCAACUACUACAACUGGACUCGUGUGGGGACCCUCACACAGGACGUUCAGAGGUUCUCAGAGGUGAGGAAUGAUCUGACUAAUGAGCUGGAGAAAGCAGACAUCCAGAUCGCAGAUACAGAAAGUUUCUCCAACGAUCCCUGCGUCAAUGUCAAAAAGCUCAAGGACAACGACGUGAGAAUCAUCAUUGGCCAGUUUGACGAGAACCUGGCCUCCAAAGUCUUCUGCUGUGCGUAUAACCUGAACAUGUUUGGCAGUAAAUACCAGUGGAUUAUCCCCGGCUGGUACCAGGGCAACUGGUGGGAACAAGCCAACACCACCAACUGCACCACCAAGAAGCUGCUCACGGCAAUGGAAGGAUACAUCAGUGUGGAUUUUGAGCCGCUCAGCGCUCGGCAAAUCAAGGGCAUCUCUGGCAGGACCCCUAAGGAGUACGAGAGGGAGUACAGUCGAGAGCUUCAGCAGAAAGGUGUGGAGGCAAGCAAGUUUCAUGGCUUUGCCUAUGAUGGGAUCUGGGUCAUCGCUAAAACCUUCUUUCGAGUGAUGGAACUGCUUCGGAUAAAACAACGGCAGAAUGUCUACCACAACUUCACCGUGGAUGACCGCGAAGUAGGAAAAAUGGUGCUAGAUGUCAUGAAUGAGACCAACUUCUAUGGUGUUACGGGCCAAGUCAUGUUUCGUAAUGGAGAGAGGAUGGGCACAAUAAAAUUCAACCAGUUUCAAGAGGGCCAGGAGGUGAAAGUGGGUGAAUACAAUGCAAUUGCCGAUGUACUGGACCUCAUCAACAACUCCAUCAGGUUCCAAGGUGUGGAGCCUCCAAAAGAUCGUACGAUUGUGCAUCAGCAGCGGCGCCAAAUAAAUGUGCCCCUCUACAGCAUCUUGUCCACCAUCACCAUACUGGGCAUGCUCAUGGCUGGAGCCUUCCUUUUCUUCAACAUCAAGAACCGAAACCACAGACUGAUCAAGAUGUCGAGCCCCUACAUGAACAACUUGAUCAUCCUGGGAGGGAUGCUCUCCUAUGCCUCUAUUUUUCUCUUUGGUUUGGAUGGAGGAUUUGUUUCUGAUAAAGUGUUUGAGACCCUCUGCACUGUUCGGACGUGGAUCCUUAUUGUUGGCUAUACAACGGCGUUCGGCGCCAUGUUUGCCAAGACCUGGAGGGUGCACGCCAUCUUCAAAAAUGUGAAGAUGAAGAAGAAGAUCAUAAAGGACCAGAAGCUGUUGAUUAUCGUUGGUGGGAUGCUGCUAAUCGACUUAUGCAUCCUCAUCUGCUGGCAGAUUGUGGACCCGCUUAAGAGGACUGUGGAAGAAUACAGCUUGGAGGCAGAUCCCCAAGGCCGAGACAUCGCCAUCCUUCCCUUCUUGGAGCACUGUGAGAACACCCACAUGACCAUUUGGCUGGGCAUCGUCUAUGCCUACAAGGGACUGCUAAUGCUGUUUGGCUGUUUCCUGGCCUGGGAGACCAGGAACGUGAGCAUCCCUGCUCUCAAUGACAGCAAAUACAUCGGAAUGAGCGUGUACAACGUUGGCAUCAUGUGCAUCAUCGGUGCUGCAGUGUCUUUCCUGACCAGGGACCAGCCCAAUGUCCAGUUCUGCAUCGUAGCCCUGGUGAUCAUCUUCUGUAGCACCAUCACACUCUGUCUGGUCUUCGUUCCCAAGUUUAUCACCAUGAGAACGAACCCAGAUGCAGCCACCCAGAACCGAAGGUUAAAGUUUACCCAGAACCAGAAGAAGGAAGACUCCAAGACCUCCACCUCAGUCACCAGCGUCAACCAGGCCAACACUUCUCGACUGGACGGCCUUCAAACUGAUAACCACCGCCUCCGCAUGAGGAUAACAGAGUUGGACAAGGAGCUGGAGGAAGUGACCAUGCAGCUGCAGGACACUCCAGAGAAAACUCCGUAUAUUAAACAGAACCAUUAUCCGGACGCCAAUAACAUCCUCAGCAUACGCAACUUUACAGAUGGCAAAGAUGGAGAGAAGUCGAUACUGAAGAACCACCUGGAGCAGAAACCACAGGCACAGUGGGGAUCCAUGGAUCCUUCCAGAAUAAACAGAGGUCCCCUGGAGGAUAUCAACUCGCCCGAACACAUACAGCGUCGGCUGUCUUUGCAGCUUCCCAUCCUGCACCACGCCUACUUACCUUCCAUAGGAGGCGUUGAUGCCAGCUGCACCAGCCCCAAUGGCAGCCCUGGUUCCAGCCCCAGGCACAGACACAUGCCCCCCUCCUACCGGGUAAUGGUCUCUGGCCUGUGAGCUUCAUUCACUCCCCCACCUGGCUCUUUGCAGAGGAGACAUAUAUGGUUCUUUUUUUCUACAGCAAAUAGACUGAUAUCAUCAGCGUAUGUGCGUAUUUUGUCUCAGAUCGAGGAGGACGGGGAGAGAAGAGAGGGAGGGGGGGUAGUGGGGGAGACAAAGUUUCACUCUUCAUACCUCUUCACCCUGGUCUCUCUUGAGAACUGAUAUCCUCCGUCAGGAAGGGGUGGGAGGAGACUGAGUGGGUACUGGAUGACCCUUACAAACUCCCGUUAUUAACGUCCCCUUGUCCAAAUGCCCCCCACCUUGCCUAGGCAUUAACACAUAUGCACAGUCAAACACAGAAAUCUACAAAUACACACACAUGCACAAACACAGUGACACCCCAAUAGCAGAGCAGCAGUGGACCAGCCCUAACUUGACGUGUAGCCUUAUCUGCUUCAGAGGGGGUUGUCUGUUUCUGUUCCUUAUCUGUUGUAUGUAUGUGCUCGCGGCUACAUGUGAGCUUGUCAUCUAACUUGAGUAUUUCACUGCUUCAGUGACUGGAUACCGGUUUGGAGACGUGGAGUUUGCAAAAUCCAACAAAGGAAAUCAUCCAACUUACUGCCCGUCCCCUUUCCAACCUUGUGCAGACAUGUAAAUAUCAUCAUUUCUGACGUUGAUGUACUGUAAGCUUUGUAUAUGCUGUGAAUGGACAAUUCAGUGGGUUCUAAGCGUGGAGCUUUUAACAGAGGCAGGUAGGCAUGAGAAAGUACAACAAAAGCUUAUGAAAUAUGGCAUCCUACAAGUUAGACAUGUACGAAAGGGAUAUAAAUUUGUUUGUGUACCUGUGGAUAAACUAGCUUAUGGGCAGCAAAGUAUCAAAGUCUGUGAGUCACAGAACAUGAAAAUGCACCAGGGCCAAUUUGUCUAACUUGGAGUAAGAUGCACAUGACUCUCUUUUCCACUUUGCAAAAUUUGUACCACUGGUUUUCGUCAGAGAUUUCACAUCAGACUUUGCAUAGGCCUUCAUAUUUUACAACUUGCAUAAUAUGUCCGCAGAAAGCAUGUUCUACAGAAUAUUGAUGCUAUGCCUUUUAACAGGUCUCCAAGGCUGCAUAACUUAGAAAAUAGAGCUAAAAGACGCCACAAAAGUGUUCCACAGUUGUCUUUUGUGUGUGUUAUAUUGCCAAGAAAUGCACACAUACAGAUGUACGCUUACAACUCAAGAGAGCACCUUAUGAAUUCAGGUGCUUUUCUGACACGACAUUAGCGAUGGGCCUGGUUGUAGUGAUCCCCAGAGAUUGGUCUGCACAGACUGUUAUGAUGUCCGUCUGAUUGCGCCCUCACAGGUAACCAGCACAGUUAAGGGCAGUGGGGGUGUCGAUGGCUAAAAGGGCACAAUGACACAAGAAGUGAUGGUGGAAAGGAUGUAGGUCUGCCAAUUCCACAGUUAGUUUGGAUGCAGUGGUUGACCUGAAUUUCCAUGUGAAGUGGUAAAGACAAUAAAUACAUGAGAGUCUCGUGUAAUAAGCCCCGACCGACUGUAGCUUUCAGUUCCCAAAUGGUGGUGCCACCACUGCUGGUCACAGUGAUACAGCACAGACACAGGGCUUUCUUUCACAGAUAAUAUUGAGUGUCAUGAAAAAUCACUUCACACAUAGCAACAGUGAACAUACCUCAGUUGCUAUGGAAAUGUAAUCCAGUGCCGUUGAACUUGGCCCAAGAAGGCUGCAUAGAGCACAACGGUCAUCGGCAGUGUCGUCGUUUUUUUUGUAAAACUUUCCUCAUGCAGGAGAAAAGCAAACAGGGACUCCGGGACAAAAAAAAAAAGGACUUUUUUAUCGAGUGUGAGAAGGUGUGUUCUCAGCAUAUUGUUUCACCAUUGGUGUCUUGGUUUUUAGUUUUUAAGGCGUUUGUUGAGCGCUGUGCCUGUUGUCUUAUAUUGUAGCCUGCAGGACCCACAGAACAUACAUAGGGUGAUAACUGCGCUGACCCAGCAAACCACAACAUUGGCCACACAUCUGUAAAUUGUACAACGUGUCAUAGAUUAUUUUAAAUUCCAUGCCUCAGUGAAUGGGACAGUUCGGGAGUACGUGACAAGAGCUCCGCUUCAGGCGGAGUGGAUUUUUCCUGCAAGCUGGUGUCUGAUCAAAAAACACUGUCAGUCUUCAGCUGAAAGGCCAGCAGAGGAUACAGAGUUGGAAUGGGAGGCAAGCUAGCAGAAACCCACCUGCGAUCGGACAUAUCAGGGUGACUCCCUUGUGAGAGCUCCUCCCCUUCCAGACCCUGCUGAGCACAGGAGCAGGGAAUCCCCGAGCACAGACCUCCAAGGAGUCACAGCUUCUCCUGCACCUUUGCCAACCAGAGAAUCACGGUCACUUGACAAGUGAGUGACAGACAUUAUCAGAAGGUUGGUUCUUCCUUCAGGAGAAAAAAAAACCAACCGCACAUUUUAUAUAUUACAUUAUAUGUGAUUGUGUACAAUUUGCUGAUACCCUGAUGAUGGUGUCCAUGUAUGGAAUAUUUGGUAUUUGGCUUUCUCAAGACGGCAUGAAAUAAAAUGUAUAAUUCACAGAGUUACCUCUGUUUUUGCAACUGUCGUGACAAAUCCACUCUGUAGUUUCAUCCUCUCACCUGCGAUUUGGUUUUACAUGUAUAUCCAUUCAAACCAUGGAUUUUGGUUCCUUUAAUCUCUUGAUCAGUUCACACGUGUCAAUGCCAAGAUUCUCAGUGAACAAACUCGACAUCAUCAUAUCGACUAUGCUACCAGGUUUAGCAGCUAUUCACUGAGGGCAAUAAAGUGAAAGGUAGUAGCAAACGAUCAAUCUUAAUAAACCACUCCUGGCAUUUACCAAAUUACCAAAUUACUUUUUCUAGUCCAUCCAGAAUACCAAAUGCAGAUCAUCAGGUAUUGUUCUAGUUUAUUUUUUUUAAAUGUGCCCUGAUUUUCAUUCUUUUAUGAUUCAUUUCAGUCUUUUUUCAACCUGAAUGAAAAAAUUUGUUCCGAUGCAAUUGUGGUAGGUCAAGGGCUCAUUAUUUCCUGUUUAUAACUGACGUCAUGCUGAUGGUUUGUAUUUGCCACAGAUCUUUUUACCUUUUCAGUUUGAAGAUCAAAGUGACAUAUACGUAUAUAAUUAUAUCUUUGUAUGUGUCAUCAUCAGGGUUUCUGGAGAACACGAAACAUACAUGUCCAAAAAUAUAACAAUAUGACAACUAUAUUAAGUGGAAAAACACACAGGUCCAUACUGUUACUGUUUUGUCAAUUUGAUGUGUGGUAUCACAUGGCAUUAAGUUCAAUGAAGACUUUAAAACAGUAAACAAAACCUAUGUUAAAUGCAACAUGUUCAAGAGGGGCAAUAACUUGUUUUCUUAUUACAGAAAGAAUAGAGAACUAUAUAUAUAUAUAUAAAUAUAUGUAUAUGUAAAGAUCUUUACGUACAUUUUCAUUUUUACAUAGGAAAUAUUUCACAAAUAUGCCACAAGGAUACUUGGAAGUCAUUUUUUUAAUUUACAGUAUCUGUAACUAUGUUAUAUACAGGUGAGGUCUAGAUAUGAAAAAGUUGUAUAAAAUAAGUAUCACAUUUGGAACACCUGAACAUUUUUUGGAGCCAUUAGUUGUUAUGGGGAGGGAAGGGAUUUGAAAAACAUUCUUCUUUUGUUGUCUGAAUGUUAUGGACAGCCUUUACUUUUCACAUCAUCGUUAAAUAAAGUGAGACUGAAAAUAA